AUGACAGUACAUCUAUUCGGGGCAGUGUCUUCACCCAGCUGUGCUUGUUACGCUCUACGAAAGACUGCAGAAGAUAACCAGAACAGUUUCCCUGCUGAGGUAACUGACACAGUCAAACAGAAGUUUUAUAUGGACGACUGUCUUAAAAGUUUGCCGUCUGAGGAGGAAGCUGUCGAAAUGCAGGGUGAACCCGUGCAUCAAUCAAUAGUCUCCUGUGCGUGGCGUGGUCAACCGUCGUUUAUUUCGCUGCUGGAAUCAGGAAUGGAUGCGGAGUUGGAGUUUUACACGAGAAUCAUCGAGAGAUUUUGCCUGCCACCUGACGCAAAAUUAGUGUACAAAGAUGCAACAGGGACAGAAGUUGAUGAGGACAUUUUCAGUGACCUUGUCAGCCAAGGCAAUGUGACUCUAUCAGUUUUCUCAAAUGACGGUGAGAAAUGUAAAGGGUUGAUUGAAGAUGUCCUUGGUACCAGCUCAGGUGGUGAAGAGGUCCUCCAAGAGUAUCACACAACACAAACUCUAACAGAUGCUACCAGAAGAAAGUUGGUCAAUAUAAUAGUGGCACACAUGAUUGAUAAACACGGGCAACUCCCCAGCAAAGCUGUUCGAGAAGAGUACGCUCUUGGGAUAGUGACAGUGUUCCCGUCCCUCAAAGACCCAUACUCCAAGAAAGGCUAUAUUAAUCAACACUUCACACUCCUGUUUGAAGAGGAGGUUUCCAACCUGCUGCUCCAGAAAUGGGAUCCGUUCUUCAGAGUUAACGUCAUCAAAGAGGCCAAGCGGCUCACCCCAACACCUGAGCUGCGCCGAAUGCUGCAGGCCGCAGAGUCUCCAGGAAGUGAACUUGACGAGGCACCAAGGGGACCGAGGUUUCCAAAAAUCAGCGCCUCUGAUGCAGUCGAGAGACUGGUAGUCUUUCAUAAGUCUUGCUGCAGCUUGGAGGAGCAUCUCCAGAGUCAGCAGAACCAGCAGCCAUAUCUCCUGGCGGUUGGGCGGCAGAAGAGGAAGAUCGACAACUUCUACGUCUCCAUCGACAAGCAUCUCAUCCCCUGCCAGGCCACCCGCUCCAUUGGGGCAUUUGAUGAGCUUUUUAAAGCUCAUUUUGUCUUCAAUGUCUCCUAUGAUGGUGCACUUGUGAAUUUCUACACCUUUCUGCAGACAACUGUCUAUAACAUUGAUAUGGGAAAAAUGAAGGAGUCACCAAGAGUUCGCGACUUGAGAGCCAAACUCCUUAACCAGGAAGUAGUUGUCACAAUCUGA
Molecule: messenger RNA, 1257 nt
Organism: Scomber scombrus (Atlantic mackerel)
Lineage: Eukaryota; Metazoa; Chordata; Actinopteri; Scombriformes; Scombridae
Exons: 8
Coding region: 1-1257 (418 amino acids)
Source: RefSeq, a predicted model, not a curated record